GGCAAAAUGGAUAAGAAAGAAGUAGUGCUAGUGACAGGUGGAUCCGGGUUCUACGGACAACACUUGAUCAGGCUGCUGCAGGAACGAGACAGCAAGGUGCGCGAGAUACGAGUAGUCGACCUUAACCCCUACGAGAACCGACUCGGUCACACCGAGAGCAAGAAAGUGGUCUCGUUCGUUGGCGACAUCUGCGACACGGCGGCAGGACUCGAGCACGCAUUCGAGGACGUCGAUUGCGUGUUUCAUCUGGCCGCGUAUGUGAACUUCGACUUCCCGCCCAAUUACGCCGAGUUGCAGCGUGUGAAUGUGGACGGGACGGCACGGGUGAUUGAGUUGUGCCGGCGGUACGCGGUGUCCCGGCUCGUCUUCGCCAGUGAUUGCCUCAUCCACAUGACACCGUACCUCGGAAAGGCGAACUUCACCAUCAUCUGCAACCAGACGGAACCGAAGACAAAGGUCCCGGCCAAGGAUGGCGAGUUCCAGAUCCCGGGCUAUGCCGCGUCCAAGUGGCGGGCAGAGUGCCUAGUGAUCGAGGCCAACGACACGGACCUAGCGAAUGGUGAAAAGCUGAAAACGAUCGCCAUCCGUCCGCCGGUAAUGUUCGGUGAGUGUGACGAGCGUUUCGUCCCAUCCAUUGCGAAGGUCGCUCAACGGUUCAAGGGCGCCAUCCCAAAGCUGGCCGGUCCAGGAGGCAAGCAGCAGAUCAUCUACGUCGGAAAUGCAGCCUGGUGUCUGGUUCGUGCCAAGGACGCGCUCGCCGAGAACGCCAAAAACAUCGCCGGGUAUCCGGUGUUCGUGACGGAUGAAUCAGGCAUCGAGGACACGACCCGGUUCUGCCAGAGGAUCUCGCGGGCCAACGAUACGCUCAAGCUGCGACCCACCAGCUACCAGGUGCCGCUCUUCGUCACGUAUUUCCUGGCGUUCCUGCUCGAGCUGCUUGUCCGGGCGCUGCAUCCUUUCACGAAGAUCCGACUGCCGUUUCCACCGUGCGGGUUGCUUUCGUACAUGUCCUCGAUCAUGCUGUUCAACCGCAUCCGUGCGUCGAUCUACCUCGAUUACGAGCCCAUCUACAGCGAGGAGAAGGCCAUCACGAACAGUGCGUUGUGGUAUGAGCGUUGGUACCAACAGUACAGCCAGGAGCGUAACCUCAAAAAGUCGAAGGCGAAGUGAGCUUAAUGCGCUGGGGAAAUAAACAUCCAUGAAUCC
Molecule: messenger RNA, 1206 nt
Organism: Anopheles nili
Lineage: Eukaryota; Metazoa; Arthropoda; Insecta; Diptera; Culicidae
Product: 3 beta-hydroxysteroid dehydrogenase/Delta 5-->4-isomerase
Exons: 4
Coding region: 7-1170 (387 amino acids)
Biological process (GO): steroid biosynthetic process
Molecular function (GO): 3-beta-hydroxy-Delta5-steroid dehydrogenase (NAD+) activity
Source: RefSeq, a predicted model, not a curated record